This is a messenger RNA of Pangasianodon hypophthalmus (striped catfish), 2303 nucleotides long. It is a transcript of the gene rtbdn, whose product is annotated as retbindin. NCBI's taxonomy places the organism in Eukaryota, Metazoa, Chordata, Actinopteri, Siluriformes, Pangasiidae. The record is from RefSeq and is a predicted model, not a curated record. Gene Ontology annotation, molecular function: riboflavin transmembrane transporter activity; signaling receptor activity; riboflavin binding. Bases 230 to 1021 code for a protein of 263 amino acids. Gene Ontology annotation, cellular component: external side of plasma membrane. The transcript is spliced from 6 exons.
AGAGUCUAAGACGGCUUGUGUGUAUGCGCAUGUGUGAAUGAGGGGGUGUGUUAUCGUUGUUGUCCUCCACUGAGUCAGAAACACUCAGACAGCUGAUGGUAAAACAUCAACUCCAAGCAGAGAGAAACAGAAAAAAAGAAAACAGACAGAAAGAAAGAAAUCAAGUACAACUUGCAAGAGAAUUCAGGUAACACAGCAGGUCCAUCUUGACUUCCUUCCUCUUGGUGAAAUGGCCAUUUCCUCAGCAUUUGUCUUUGCCUAUUGGGCAAGUUUUCUGGUUGCAUUUGGUUGGUGCAGAGAUGGGGUGUGUCUUCAGGAUGGACGUCACAAAUCCAUGCCCAGUCCAGAGCCCAAUCUUAAAGAAUGCUCAUUGUACAUGGAGAAUGCUUGCUGCUCGGAGCAGGACAUUGGAGACCUUACUGCUUCUACUGCCAGUGUAUCAUGGGACAAGUGUGGCUCUCUCAGUCCAGUGUGUGAGGAGUUUCUGAAGAGAGUCAUCUGUUUUUACCGCUGUUCUCCUGAUGCCACAUACUGGCCACACCCUCAGCACGGCUCUUCCAUCAGGGCCGUGCCUCUGUGCCACAGCUUCUGCAGAGACUGGUAUGAAGUUUGUAAAUCAGACCUCACAUGUGCUCGAGACUGGACCAGUGACCCCAGAGGGCUAAACUGCACCAGCAGCUGCAUACCCUAUCAACAGAUGUACCAGCAUGGCCGAGACCUCUGCGAGAGCCUCUGGGGCGACGCUUUCAUAAUGGUGGAGGAUGAAACCAUGGAGGUCAAAGGUCAUGGCUGUGGAUGUUUGACCCUCAGCGCCUCAGACAGAGAGGUCAUAGCUGCUCUGAGAAUGCAGAAGGAUGAACCAGAUGAGCUGGACACCACCAAACUCCAUGGAAACCCCCUCUGCUCUCACACUGCAGCCGCGGCGCCCCAGCAGGGGCAGAAGAGCCACGACAAUUCGGUGUUACACAAACGCUCGGCUCCCCCCGUACAUGACUCGGAGGGCAGCGGCAGCGGCUUCUAAGCUCCCAAUUCUAGAAGCUUGGAAUAAUCUAAAUCGUGACACAUUCUAGAAUGUUCUGAACAAUCUAGUGUCAUUUUAAAAGCUGAGUUCUGGAAGCCUCAUUCUAGAAUGUCUAGAUUAUUCUAGAACAGUUGCCUGUUACUUCACAUCCCUGUGUUUUAGGUCGUGUUUGCAGGUUCCUCCUAAAUUUUCUCACGGGUAGCGUCAUUAUAAGAACACUGCAAAUACAGUCAGGUACCAAUAUCUGAAUCCAUUACCAAGCAUUUCAUUUAAAAGGUAGUUCAUGUUAUUCUUGGUCUCUUAAUGACUAACACAUCAUAUCUACUAAGUUAGCAGUCCACUUCCUGUAAUUUCUUUUGCAUCCUGAAGCUGCAGUCAGACCUAAAGUGUGAGCAUCAAGAAAACAAUUCACAUCUUCACACCAUCUACAUGAACUUAUAUCAGGAUAUACACUAUAUGGCCAAAAGUAUGUGCACCCCUGACCAUCACAGCUAUAUGUGGUUCUUCCCCAAACUGUUGCCACGAAGUUGGAAGCACACAAUUGCAUAGGAUGUCUUUGUGUGCUGUAGCAUUACAGUUUCCCUUCACUGGAACUAAGAGGUCUAGUCAAAAUCCGUUCCAGCAUGACAAUGCCCCUGUGCACAAAGCGAGCUCCAUGAAGACAUGGUGUGUGAAGGUUGGAGUGGAAGAACUCGAGUGUCCUGCACAGAGCCCUGACCUCAACCCCACUGAACACCUUUGGGAUGAACUGGAACACCGACUGAACCCCAGACCUCCUCGACAUCCCAACAUCAGCGCCUGAUCUCACUAAUGCUCUUGUAGCUGAUUCCCCAUAGCCAUGCUCCAAAAUCGAGUGGAAAACCUAACCAGAAGAGUGGAGCUUAUUAUAACAUCUGGAAUGAGAUGUUCAGCAAGCACAUAUGGGUGUGAUGGUCAGGGGUGCAUAAACCUUUGCCCAUAUAGUGUAUUUAUAUUACACAUAAGUACAAUUUACAUAAUAUGAUAUGUAAAAUUAUAUUGUGUAUUUUGAUAAACAGUUUCUUGUUCUCAAGGUCAAGUUUUGAAGGUUGGCAACUCUAGGAAGUAGUAAUUGGCAAGGGCACAGUCAAAUGUUAUUGAAACACAGCUAUGAUAUAAUGUUCUUGAGACAAGAUUAUGAUUGUGUAUCAUUUCCAAUGAAACUCAUCUCAUCCUACUGUCUCCAUGAAGAUGCCAAAACCAGGCACAUGACCAAAUUAUAUAGAUUAAAUAAAGUUUUACUCAGCAUUUUUAUUUACAAAAU